Messenger RNA from Metarhizium acridum CQMa 102, 546 nucleotides. RefSeq lists its product as uncharacterized. NCBI's taxonomy places the organism in Eukaryota, Fungi, Ascomycota, Sordariomycetes, Hypocreales, Clavicipitaceae. The record is from RefSeq and is a predicted model, not a curated record.
AUGAUAUCUAGCCAAUAUUUGCUUGUCGUGGCCGUUUGCUUCGUCACCUUGGGUUGGGCUACCUCGGCGGUCCCUAUUAUGGCCAACUCGACGGGCAUCUCCUGGCACCCUGCUAACCACACGCAAUCUACAUGCGACCCAUCAACAUUUGAUGAGCCCGCAAACACUGAUCCCGCAGAUUGGAGAGAAUGCGCAAGCCUCUACAGUUCCUGGACCUCAGAAAACGGCACCUUCAGACUCGGCGACUUGAAUGCUACCGGAUUCACGCCAAUUCUCCAGACGAGAGACUGUACGCUUGGAGUAAAGCCGGCCGAUCCUUGCCUGGGACCUUUCACUAUUGGCGACAGGGACAUCAAAACACUCUUGGAAACGAGUCUCAAAGAAUAUUCUGAGGGUACAGACUUAAGAGUUGCCGGCAAUGUCAAGUGUGCCACAGCAAUUGGCAGCAAGGGAGAUGUAAACUGGCGAAUUUCAAAGUCAAAGGGUGACAGACGAUUAUCAUGGCCAUAUUGGGAUUAUACUACGACACAGCAAGGCUCAAAAUAA